CUUAAUGUGGCUUGCCUUUGCCCAAAUACGGUUUUAUUUUGAAAUGUUGGCAGGAAGUUGUAUACCGUCACAUGGUAGUAUCAAGUAUAAGGCAUGUAUACAAAAAACUUUGAGCCUUAAAGAAGGCAGGCAUGGACAGCCAGGAUGAGGAGGAUAGCUGUGUCUACCCGAACCUAGGUCCACUCACCAGUGAGAUCAGAGCCAAGAUGGAACAGUUUGUGGAGGAACAGACUGAAUCCAGUUUGUGGAUUGUUGUUGUGGUUGGAGCUGUGAUCACUGUCUCUGUUCUGGGAGUUGUUGUGCUGUUUCUCUACAGAAGAUACAAAAAAUCAAAGGAAGAGGCCGGCGUUCCUCACUACCGCUUCAGAAAGAGGGACAAGGUGAUGUUCUACGGCAGGAAGAUCAUGAGAAAGGUUCAGACAUUGUCCACAACUCCUGCAAACAAUUCAAACUCAGCUUCACGGCAGAGAGUAAGGAAGAGGACCAAAGUCCUGUCCAUAGCACGAAAGAUUCUGCGCAUCCGGAAGGAACCGCCCACCCUGCAGCCCAAAGAGCCCCCUUCGUGUUUGCUCGAAGCUGAUCUCACUGAGUUUGACGUGCAGAACUCCCACUUGCCCUCGGAGGUGCUCUACAUGCUGAAGAAUGUCAGGGUGCUGGGCCACUUUGAGAAGCCUCUCUUCUUGGAACUCUGCCGCCACAUGGUGCUGAUCCAGCUGCACCAGGGGGAGGGGCUCUUCCGACCUGGUGACACUGAUGACAGCAUUUAUGUUGUUCAAGAUGGCCGCCUGGAGCUCUGCAUCCAUGAGAGUGAUGGGACAGACGCGGUUGUGAAGGAUGUCUUGCCAGGAGACAGUGUCCACAGUCUGCUCAGUAUCCUGGACAUCAUCACCGGUUACCCGGCUCCUUAUAAAACAGUGUCUGCCAGGGCUGCAGUUCCGUCCACCGUCCUGCGUCUUCCAGCUGUGGCCUUUCAGACUGUCUUUGAAAAGUACCCAGAGACUUUGGUCCGCGUCAUUCAGAUUAUUAUGGUGCGUCUCCAGAGAGUAACCUUUCUUGCCUUACACAACUACCUUGGCCUUACCACAGAGCUUUUCAACCCGGAAAGUCAGGCUAUAUCUCUGGUGUCUGUAGCCAAUGUUCUGGGUGAGGCUCAUCAACACAAAGGGUUUCGUCGGCAGCUGUCCCACUCUGAAGACACAGGCUCUGAAAAAGCUGAUGCAGAAAAGUUCAGCGUCGGGGACAUAGCUACAGCUAAAUAUAAGAAAUCUAACUCCAUGCAGGGCUCAGGUGAUGGCCCUCCCGAGGUUACCAGAGUGUUUGAUCAGACUCAGUCUGCCAAAGAAGAGUUUGUGAACCAAGGCUCUGUUAAGUCUAUCCUGAAGAAGAGUGUGACUGUGCAGCACUCUCCUUCUGCUGUUUAUCACUAUGGUGAACCUGGAGGAGGAGCUGUCCACCACAGCAAAGUCAACGUCAUCUUCCAGGCUGCUAAGAAGGAUCUGCUGCAGGUCAUCCAGCUGCAGGACCCCAGUCUGUUGGAAGGAAGGGUCACCCUCCGUCAGGUCAAAGCUGGGUGUGUGGUAGCCCAUCAAGGAGAUCAAGAUGUGAGCGUGGCAUUCGUCAUCUCAGGGCUGCUCCAUGUCUACCAGCGUAUGAUCGACCGCGAGGAAGAGAGCCUGCUCUUCGUCACCCACCCGGGAGAGAUGGUGGGUCACCUGGCCGUCCUCACAGGAGAGCCCCUCAUCUUCACCGUGCGAGCCCAGCGAGACUGCACCUUCCUCUCCGUAUCCAAGGCCCACUUCUACGAGAUAAUGCGGGAGGAGCCGAGGGUGGUGCUGAACGUAGCUCACACGGUGGUGAAGAGGAUGUCAUCGUUUGUCAGGCAGAUCGACUUUGCCCUGGACUGGAUGGCCGUAGAGGCUGGCCGCGCCGUCUAUAGACAAGGAGACAAGUCAGACAGCACCUUCAUCGUCCUCAGCGGUCGGUUGCGCUCUGUCAUCGCCAAGGAUAACGGCAAGAAGGAGUUGGCUGGGGAGUAUGGCCGCGGCGACCUAAUUGGUGUGGUGGAGGCCCUGACACACAUGAAUCGAGCCACCACGGUCCACGCUGUCAGGGACUCGGAGCUGGCCAAGCUGCCUGAAGGAGCGCUGAACUCCAUCAAGAGGAGAUAUCCUCAGGUGGUCACCAGGCUGAUCCAUGUGCUGGGACAGAAGAUCCUGGGCAACAUGCAGCAGGUCAACGGGCCUCUGACCGGUCGUGGCCUGGGCCUCCACACGCCCACCAGUAAGUGGGAUGCUGGGAAUCCAGCCUCUAAUCUGUCCACUGUGGCCAUCCUGCCGGUGUCGGACGACGUUCCUCUCACCACCUUCACCCUGGAGCUCCAGCAUGCUCUCAGUGGCAUCGGCCCUACCUUACUGCUGACUAGUGACAUCAUCAAACAGAGACUGGGCUCUGCUGCCCUGGACAGUGUCCAUGAGUACCGUCUGUCCAGCUGGCUUGGCCAGCAGGAAGACAUCCACCGGAUAGUCCUCUACCAGUCCGACUCCAGCCUCACACCCUGGACCCAGCGCUGCAUCCGUCAGGCCGACUGCAUCAUCAUUGUGGGGUUGGGGGAGCAGGAGCCCACUGUGGGCGAGCUGGAGCGGAUGCUGGAGAGCAGCUCAGUGCGAGCCCAGAAGCAGCUGGUGCUGCUGCACAGGGAGGACGGCCCGCCGCCCAGCGGGACGGCCGAGUGGCUCAACAUGCGCAGCUGGAUCUCCAGACACCACCACCUGUCCUGUCCCCGCAGAGUGUUCUCCAAAAGGAGCUUACCCAAGCUGAGAGAGCUGUACGAGCGUGUGUUUGAAAAAUGUCCAGAUCGUCACUCUGACUUCUCCCGCCUGGCCAGGAUCCUGACAGGAAACAGCAUCGCCUUGGUCCUGGGUGGAGGCGGUGCCAGAGGCUGCUCUCAGAUCGGCGUGCUGCGGGCGCUGAUCGAAGCCGGGAUCCCCGUGGACGUGGUGGGCGGCACCUCCAUCGGCUCCUUCAUGGGAGCGCUGUACGCUGAGGAAAAGAGCAGCAGUCGGAUGAGGGUCCGAGCUCGGGAGUGGGCUAUGGGAAUGACGUCGUACUUCAAGAAGAUCUUGGACCUGACCUACCCUGUGACCUCCAUGUUCUCUGGAGCCUCCUUUAACUACAGCGUCAGCUCCAUCUUCAAGGACAAACAGAUAGAGGACCUGUGGUUGCCGUACUUCACCAUAACAACAGAUAUCACCGCUUCCUCCAUGAGGGUCCACACUGAUGGUUCACUGUGGCGUUAUGUCAGAGCCAGCAUGUCGCUGUCUGGUUAUCUGCCACCUCUCUGUGAUCCCAAAGAUGGACACUUACUCAUGGAUGGAGGGUACAUCAACAACCUUCCUGCUGACGUGGCUCGCUCUAUGGGUGCCAAGGUUGUCAUCGCCAUUGAUGUUGGAAGCCGGAAUGAAACCAGUCUGACCAACUACGGCGACAGCCUGAGCGGCUGGUGGCUGCUGUGGAAACGAUUGAACCCUCUGGCUGAAAAGGUCAAGGUUCUGAACAUGGCCGAGAUCCAAACACGUCUGGCGUACGUCUGCUGCGUGAGGCAGCUGGAGGUGGUCAAAGACAGCGACUACUGUGAAUACAUCCGGCCGCCCAUCGAUCGAUAUGGAACGCUGGAUUUUGGCAAAUUUGAUGAAAUUGCUGAGGUGGGGUACCAUCAUGGUAAGACUCUGUUUGACGUGUGGCACCGCAGCGGAGUGGUGGACAGCAUGCUGCGGGACAGACACCAGGAGGAGUUCCAUAAAACCACGACUGGACAUGUGGUCACGUGUCCCAACGCCUCCUUCACCGACCUGGCAGAGAUCGUGUCCAGAAUUGAGCCAGUGAAGAACGCUCUGAUAGACGAAGAACCAUCUGAUGAGUACCAGACUGACUACGACGAGGAGGCCGUGGAAAGCGCUCUGUCUGACUUUGAGGCCUUCACUCCAGGCAGCGAACACACUGAGGGAGAGGAGACGGCUGAGACUGAUGAAGAAGUCCCCGUCCAAGUCAGACACCGGCUCCAGAACGCCUCUCAGAAUACUCACCUUUGACCUCCUUGGAACCACAUGAAACUUAUUUCAGAGCGGGGAGGAGUCAGCUGGUGUCGUCCUGGUGGACCUGAGCAGGACCGGCCCGCUUCCACUGGGAAGGAGAGGAGAGGUUGUUAGUUUGAUCCUGAACUCCUCUGUGUGUGCUGGACCUCAUGCUGACACUGGUGUGAUGACCAGUGUGUGCCUGUAGGAAGAAACGGCUUGCUGUCAUCAACACAUGAAGUACUGCGUCCAACAGAAAACAAUUUUAUACACAUCAUUUAUUCACAUAACUAUCAUAGUCUGUUUAAUGAAAAGUCCAGUCACUAUUCUGCUUUUAACCUUUGACCUGUUGGAGCUGCAGCUACGAUUCAAAUUAUUCAUCAUUCAAUUUCACAAAACUUCUACUUAGGAUGAUCACCUUCAUUUAUAUUCUGAUGCUUAUUCUGUGGAAAAACUGUAAACAUGAACCAGAAGUCUUCAAACGUCACGCAGACCUGUUCAGAAGAAAUACUAAAUAUCUUUAAAGCUGCAAAAUGUAACUUUUAUUAAAUAAAUAUAUGUUUUUUACAUAUUUGCUAAAACUGUCUCAGCGUUGUCUCUCAGUAUAUGAUACAGAUAAUCUUUAAAAAGAUGGAUGUCCUCCGCCUCUUCUCUAAGCUUCUAUUGUAGUACUUAGAAAUGCAACGCUCUGACUAAAAACAACCAGUCAGAGCCAGGAGGAGGGGCUUAGCGCUGACAAUCAACCUUUUGUACUCUGCUUAGUGUGCUAAUGGCAGAGAAACAAGUUAGUGUUACUGGAAAACUGUUGAGCAGCCAUGCUAGCAGCGUUAGCACUAACAACAGGCUAUGCUAUUAGGAAGAAGCUGCUGCGUCGCACCCUGUGUAUGAACAUCAAACAGAGGCUGAUUGACAGCACUAAGACCCGCCUACUGGCUCUGAUUGGUUAUUUGAAGCUCGACCUUUUCACAGAUUAUCUGUCUCAUAACAUACUGUCAUGGGAUGGCGACAGUUUCAACAAAAAUGUAAAUAAAUAUGUUUUAUAAAAGUUAUUAACUGCAGUUAUUUCAGUACAACGCCUUUCCUUUUCUGUUUCCACAUUUUGUUUUGUUGAACAUGAAACUUAACAAUGUUCUGUCUGGACUUAAUGUAACAGAGCAAUGCAACAACUGAUUAAACCCCCUUCACUGUGAAAACUGCAUAUUGUUUACAGUUUGGUUUACAUAGCCCCUCUUUAUUUAGGCAACAGAUUGCUUCUGACAAAGUUACUCUUGUGACCUAUGAACUUUAUUUUGUCAACAGUUUGCGGAGCUUCUUCCUUUUUCAGCUUGUGAAAUGUGUAAAAAGAUUUUCCAUAUUUACUAAAUCAGCCCCGCUAAAUGUGUAGAAUCUCAACUUUGUCACUGAUGAGCUGUUGUAUCGAAAGCUCUGAUUGGUUUGGCUGCAUUCAGCUCAAUUAACCUGAAUGAACUGCAGCUCAGUGAAUUCAGCAGCAUUAGCAGCUCAACCUAUGCAGCCUUUACAUGUCCUGGAUUCCUUUAUAUCAGCAAUGUGUUAAAGUUGCGUUACGGAUUAUGAAGUUGACAAAACGUUUUGUAUUGUAGUUUGUGCUGCAGCUCUGCUCACGUAGCGUUAUUGCAACACACUGCCAGAUUGUCGUGACAAUGUGAAUCUUAGUUGAGCUUCGUUUUCCUGCCAAACACAGCAGCCGUUUUGUUUUCUGCUGACUGGAGUUUGACCCAAAGCCGAGCUUUACGACUGGAAAACAAAACUAAAUGUUGGAGCUCGGAAAAUACCUGAUGCCAGUGUUACCCAUUCUGUGUUUGACGUUAUAAAAUGCUAACUUUAACACUUGUAAAAACUCAACUUAUAUCUGUUGUCAUACAUUUUUAAGUGACCUAACAUAUGAUGAUAUAGGCGGACUGACUGUUUUGUGAUGCAUACUAUGACGACUGAAAUGAAACCGUUGCUUUAUGUAAAAUUAAACUGAUAACUGUAAGGAA
This is a messenger RNA of Poeciliopsis prolifica (blackstripe livebearer), 6070 nucleotides long. RefSeq names its product patatin-like phospholipase domain containing 7b (gene pnpla7b). Bases 132 to 4088 code for a protein of 1318 amino acids. The transcript has 35 exons. Gene Ontology annotation, cellular component: endoplasmic reticulum. Gene Ontology annotation, biological process: lipid metabolic process. NCBI's taxonomy places the organism in Eukaryota, Metazoa, Chordata, Actinopteri, Cyprinodontiformes, Poeciliidae. Gene Ontology annotation, molecular function: phosphatidylcholine lysophospholipase A1 activity. The record is from RefSeq and is a predicted model, not a curated record.